AAACGCUCAGACUCGAUUUCCCACGUCUUCCCGCGUUCCAAACAUCACACAACCUGUUCAAAGCAGCUUUCUAGAGCUACUUAAUAAGCGGAGAAGCUUCUAGUGCAUCCGAACUCUCGGCAGCAGCUGUUCUACCCCUACCUUACCUUAAGCUUGCGGUGCCACCUCUGCAAGUCAACUCCAUCGUUUUGGAUCAGACAUAGUUGCAGAAGCAUCCUUCCCGCCUCCUUCACCGAGGAAUCUCGCCCUAGUCUCUCUCACGCUAGAAGACUCUACGAAGCUAAUCAGGAUCGAAACUCGAGUCAAAUCGGGCCCAACUCAACGCACAUUCUUAUUACCUACGUCUCACGUUUAGAUUCCUUGGCACUCGAGUCCCCAGAGAACCCGCUGUUGGUACUCUGCGAUAAGAUAAACCCCUCCGUUCGAACCCCGCCAUCAAGAGCUUGGUGACCAUCGGUUGUCCGUCCGGAUCCGUCCCCGGCUAAGAUCGUCUACCGUCAGUCGCUACUCCAUCUCAUUCUGAAGCCUGUGCGUCAUUGCACCAUCAGACAUCUAUCUCAGCUUGCUAUCUUGACUUUGGCCCGCAAACUAACCAUCUCACAGAUCCCCUCAGCAAAGCAAAGCACUUCCGCAUCCAUACUCACAAUGAGAGCCAGAUACAAGGGUCCGGGAGGCACAGGCGUCGUCUCACUCGAGGACACCGCAACAGUCGGAGACCUCUUCAACGAGAUCAAGGACAAGACGGGCAUCGCCGAGUUCACCCUCAAGUACGGCUGGCCCCUCCAGACCCUGACCCUCGAGCACAAGGACGCCAACGCCAAAGACCUCGGCCUCAACGGCCAGUCCUUCAGCAUCGAGCCGGCCCACCAUCGCGCAAUCACACCUCCUCCGCCCGCCGCCGCCGCCUCGGCAUCUCGAGGCCCGGAGGCGGCCAAGAAGCCCCGCCUCGAUCCCGAUGCCGACCCGUCCCCUUCGGACAUCAGCAUCCCGUGGCCGGAGCGUGAGUCGACGUUACUCCUCCGCGUGAUGCCCGACGACAACAGCUGCCUCUUCACCGCUUUCGGCGGCGCCAUCCCAGGCAAACAAAUGGAAGCCAAAGAGCUCCGCAAAAUGGUAGCAGACUACAUCCGCCAACACCCAGACGACUACCCCGAAGCCGUCCUCGACAUGCCCGUCGAAAAGUACAUCCGCACAAUCCAAGACCCCGAGCGCUGGGGCGGCGCCAUCGAGCUCGGCAUCUUCUCCGACCUCUUCGACCUCGAAGUCGUCGCGUUCGACGUCAAAUCCCAGAAUCCGCUGCGCUUCGGCGAGAACAAGGAAUCGCGCUGCAUCCUCGUCUACUCGGGCAUCCACUACGACCGCAUCGCCUGCAGCCCCUCGGAGCCCCCUCACUACGCGCACUCGGACCUGCCUCCGGAACUCGACAGGACCAACUGGAGCACCGCCGACGACGAGGUUCUCGACCGUACGCGCGCGCUGAUUCGAAAGUUGCACGAGAUGCACUACUUUACGGAUACCACCGAGUUCUUACUGCGGUGUACCGUGGCCGGGUGCGACUGGUUGGGCAACGGGCAGAAGGAGGCCAAUAAGCACGCCAAGGCGACGGGGCACAUGGGCUUCAGCGAGAUCAAGGAUGAGCCUGCGGGUGGUGGUGGUGGUGCUUCGGGUGGUGACGGCGCCGGUGCAGGUGCUGGUGCUGGGGGUGCCUUUGGCGAUAAUGCGCUGCGCAAGUGCGAUGCUCCUGGGUGUGAGUGGUUGGGCAGCGGUACGGCCGAGGCUAGGAUCCAUACGGGCGCGACGGGACACACUGCGAUGACUGAGAUUCCGGACUUUUGAUGAACAGAGACAGGGCCUAUUGAUAUAUGCAUGGCGGGGCGGAGUUGUUGGGCACGGUUAUAUGAGGAACGGGAAACGAUGACUCGGGGAGUUUGACUUAUUUUCAAAUCGAGAGAUUCUCAUCGGG
Molecule: messenger RNA, 1963 nt
Organism: Colletotrichum scovillei
Lineage: Eukaryota; Fungi; Ascomycota; Sordariomycetes; Glomerellales; Glomerellaceae
Product: OTU-like cysteine protease
Exons: 2
Coding region: 646-1836 (396 amino acids)
Biological process (GO): endoplasmic reticulum unfolded protein response; protein deubiquitination
Cellular component (GO): nucleus; cytosol
Molecular function (GO): cysteine-type deubiquitinase activity
Source: RefSeq, a predicted model, not a curated record